AUGGUUGAAAAGGCAGACUGCACAUGGAGCGAUCUCGAAAGAGACUAUUGUCCACCUCUAGACCCUGCCUUGUUUACAGCGAUUGCCUCCGACUUCGACCUCACCGAUGCGGCCCAAAUCCAGCAGCUACGCGACACACUGGAUACCUUGAAACUGUCCGCCUGGGAACAAGAAGAUCUACCCUUUGACCCCUCAGGAACCAGCGGUCUCUCGAAUACGAACAGUCCCGAAACGGAUGCCGUAUUAUCCGAACGAAGUGCGUCACAUAACGGCACAGUACGGUCAAGGGGGACGGAUAUCACCUGCCUGACGUCGGAAUUUUCUGCCAUCACCACAAGCGACAGGACGUCAGGAAGCGACAACAAUGACCGGUCUGUCUCUCAGCGUGUCUCCUACACUAUCGGUGCGGAUGGCUCCCUUUCCCUGUCCGGGGCCACCGAGGAAGAUAAGAUCGGAUAUCUGAUGGAGAUGUUCCCUUCCGUCGAUCGUUUUACCGUACAACAUACACUGAAGAAGUCUCAUGGAGAUGUCGACCGCUCCAUGGAUGUUCUUCUUAACUUCACCUUUUUCGACGAGCAGCCUCCGAGUGACGAUGAUGUCAAAGUCUCCAUUCCCAAGGGUGUCGAUGGGUUCGAGGAAUAUUCGAGCGAGGAUCCUACGAGGAAGAAGGGUCGCAAACGCAAGCCCAAAAACAAAAACGCCCGAAACACUGGCACUACGUCGCCUUCAUGUUUAGAUGCUUCGCGUGCUUUGCCUUCCAGUGACGAGCCCCGUGCGAUUAACAAAUGGGAUGCAGCUCAAAAGGAUGUCGACUUCGUUCACUCACGAACGUCGCCCGUCCUAAAGAAGGAGACAGUCAAGUCCGCAUAUCAUGCAAGUGGUGCAUCGUUACCCGCCACAAUCCGAUCACUGGCAACGAUGCACGCGCCCAAGUGUGAGGACAACAUUAAUCAGGACCCGGUCAUGGCAACUCAAGUGGCAGAGCUUCUUCAGGAGUUUCCCUCUACCCCCACAACGUUACUUGCCGGGAUGCUCCAGAUUACCCGAGGAUCGACUUCAGCUGCUAGUGAACUGACGUCUGCCAUGGUCACUGCACCCGUUGCAUUAGGGACUCCUCAAGUCUCCGAGAUCAUCAAGAUCACCGCCUCGCCGCUAACCCUUGAAUCGGAUGACGAGCUUCCAAAGCGGCGAACUACUGAGUCGCGAACCACCCGGGACUAUGGAAGUGCAAGGAGCUUUGCCGAAGCUCAUUUUGCCGCCGGCGCGGAGGCUCUCUCGAAAGCGUCCGUGGCAUAUCGUCGUGGCAAGUCCGAUCGAUACAUGGGCGGCGCCGCCGCAUACUAUUCAGCCGUUGGGCGGGAUCAUCUGGAGCGGGCCAAACGAAAUGCGGCCGCGGCGGCCGAUGCAUUGGUGGACUCCCAGUCCACAGCAACUAUGCUAGACCUCCAUGGAGUCUCGGUGCAGGACGCCGUUCGGAUCACUAGUGCGAGAGUUGCGGAAUGGUGGGAAUCUCUUGGAGAUUCCAAGUUCAUGAGAGGAGGCGGUAACCCAACCCGAGGAGGUUAUCGCAUUGUCACUGGCGCCGGACGGCACAGUCACGACGGCACGUCUCGCCUGGGCCCGGCCGUGGCGAAGAUGUUGGCGCGUGAAGGAUGGAGAGUAGAAGUCGGCGAAGGUGUCUUGACAGUUACAGGCAUGAUUCGACGUCGAUGA
This is a messenger RNA of Aspergillus terreus NIH2624, 1713 nucleotides long. RefSeq names its product Smr domain protein. The record is from RefSeq and is a predicted model, not a curated record. The transcript is spliced from 2 exons. Bases 1 to 1713 code for a protein of 570 amino acids. NCBI's taxonomy places the organism in Eukaryota, Fungi, Ascomycota, Eurotiomycetes, Eurotiales, Aspergillaceae. Gene Ontology annotation, molecular function: ubiquitin binding.